GGCUGAUACACUACGGUGAAGUUAUUCCUGUAAAGUAAUACAUAGUUUAAUCAUGCAAUCCUCCCAGAAUCACGACGAUCAAUUUAUUUCUGCAGCAUCAGAAUUCGAAGUCGAUAUACAAUUUCACAAUCAAAAUGGGAACCCAACUUUUCGCGAUUUUUCGCACACGAAAUACAUGCAACUUAAAACAUUCUACAAGACAAAAAGGAAAUAUUUCUUCAUUGGUAUUAUCAUUGCAGUUCUGAUAAUAAUGGAUAUUAUCAACUUUAUAAAAAAAGAUGGGCUAAAAGAGACAGAAUAUGAAACAGCAUCCACCCAAAAGACAGUGAGGGAUGAAUCAUUUUCUUCUGAAAUGAAUAUGGUUACUGUGAAUUAUAAAAAUGCAUCGAUCGAUUUUGAAUACAAUCUUCAAGAAGCUGAAUUUAAUAAUUCACUUUUAUUAUUAGAAGGAAACACAUUAUGGCAGCUGAACUUAAAAACGGAAGAUAUCUAUCAUUGGCAUGAAUCAAAAAAUGUUAUAACUGCGUUUUACUUCAACUUUCAAAAUAUUCCAAUAUGGUUCGAAGACCAAUCGAAAACGACUCACUCACUAAUACCAGAAUAUGAUGGGUUACCCUUUCUAGCAAAUUUUAAAGUUGAGAUAAUUGUUGAUGAUUAUUACACGGGAAACUCUUAUGCAUUAGAUGAAAAAGGAGGAAAUUUAUUUCUUUUCGACAAAAAUUAUCAUUAUUCAGCAGUUAUACUUACAGAUCUAAAAAAUGCAACAGAUCUAAAAAUUGAUCCAUCGGUUAGAUUGAUUUUCAUAUUAGCUAACGGUGAUAUUUUACGUUAUAACAUGGAUGGUCGAUCAUUGAAAGCAUUAAAAUUCUUAAGAAAAGAUGUUAGUGCCUUCACGCUCGAUUACAUGUCAAAAAAAAUAUACUCGCUUGGAAAAACCGCUAUUGAAUAUACAGAUUAUGAGGGCAAAAUUCGAAAAGUUUUUCAUAAAUUUGAAGCGUUUCAUUAUAAAUCUAGUUUAAUAUUUCAAAACAAUAAAUUGUUUUGGAUCCAAUAUGAUCGAUUUCCGACAACGCCAGAAUAUAUCAUAUUCUGCGAAAUCAUUAAAAAAUGUCAGAUGACUUUUAAGAUCCCGAUUCUUUUUCAGCAAAGUAAAUUUAUAGAUUUUCCGAAUAAACCAGUGACUAGUUUAGAUACUAAUCCUUGCCAAAGAAGUCCACCUGUGUGCGAUCACAUCUGUAUUUUAAGUGUAAAUUAUUCUUAUACAUGCGCCUGUGAUCAAUUUCACCAAUUAAGCGAUGAUAUGAAAACUUGUAAACUAAUGCCCUAUUUUAUUUACGUUCACAAUUUAUCUUUUCGUGGAAAGUUCAUCACUAAUUCUUUCUCCUCUUCCAAUGAUUUAAUUCCUUUUCAACCAGUUUAUUUUGAUUCUAAAGUUAAGUUACAUUUGCAAAAAAUAUUGUUCGCCAAAGGAUCAAAAAAUUCUGAAAUUUUCGUUUCUGAUGAUGAAAAUAUGUACAGUAUAAAUUUGAGGAAUGCAGAACAAAAUAAACUCUUCACAGUAGCAGGACAAGAUCGGAUAAUAUUAUCGUUUACAUAUGAUUCUAAAGUAAAACGCUUAUACGUUUUAGUAGAUAAUACUAAAACCUAUAAUAGUUACUUGAGAACAUAUAAUACAGACAUGGUGUUUGUUGAGUUUGAACUUCAAUUGUGCUAUCGCGGUGGAUUCUCUUCAAUGACGAUAAUAUCUAAUGAGCUACUUUUAUUGAGUUAUCUGAAAACGGGAGAAAUUUUACAGUUUAAUACUUUGGCUAGUAGAGGUAGAGAAAAAGUCAAUUCGGAAAUAGGUAGAGGUAAUAAGAUAUUGUUACUUCCGAAAAUCCCUGCUGAUGUAAAUUCACUUAAGUUUAAUUGGUUAAGUUUUAAUGGCAAUAUUACAACAUGGAACUACGGAUCAAAGUUCGAUGACGAAUUUACUAUAGAAUUAAAGAUGAUACUACCAUCAACCUUGUCAAAUGUCAAUAAAGGUUUCAUUUACGAAGAAAAUUUAUACGUAGAAGCCAACCAUAGCAUUUGGCGAGUACAAAAAAAUAGUUCAAUUAGUGCAAAUAUUCUUUUUAAAAUUACCGAAGAUAUUUAUGGAAUAACGUUAAUCUGAAGGUACAAAUAUAAGAAUACUGAAAAUAAAGUAUUAUAAAAUAUG
Messenger RNA from Trichogramma pretiosum, 2200 nucleotides. RefSeq lists its product as uncharacterized. The transcript has 3 exons. The record is from RefSeq and is a predicted model, not a curated record. Lineage: Eukaryota; Metazoa; Arthropoda; Insecta; Hymenoptera; Trichogrammatidae. The coding region runs from base 53 to 2155 and encodes 700 amino acids.